Molecule: messenger RNA, 618 nt
Organism: Eimeria mitis
Lineage: Eukaryota; Apicomplexa; Conoidasida; Eucoccidiorida; Eimeriidae
Product: DEAD/DEAH box helicase, putative
Exons: 3
Coding region: 1-618 (205 amino acids)
Source: RefSeq, a predicted model, not a curated record
AUGCAGGCGCUGCGCCGCACCUUCAGCUGUCUUGCUGCAGCAGCAAAGGUGCUGCGGGGAGUUAAACAAAGAGAAGAGGAUUUGCUGCUGCCUUUCUCUGGCCUCAGCUUCGACAGCAGCAACAAACCCCAGCAGCAGCAGCAGCAGCAACAGCAGCAGCAGCAGCAGCAGCAGCAGGGGCUGGAUGCAGCAAAAGAGGGGACGUUGCUCUGGGAAUAUAAACAGGGGGGGGAGGUGAUGUGUGGGGUGUUGGGGGCGCGGGAGGAGACGAUCCCGGUGUACGAUGCUGGCUCCCGCUGCUGCUGCUGCUGCAGCAUACACCCCAUCAACAGCUAUCUUAUAGAUCUAUAUAUACACGGAAAACUAGCCAGAGUUGCUGCUGAGAAUGGGAUACCACCAGAGCAUCUGUGGCUGCUGCUGCAGCAGUUCGUUCUUUCUCUUAAUAGACUCAAUAAAGGGCUGCUGCUGCUGCUGCAGCAGCUGCAGCAGCAGCAGCAGCAAAGCAGCAGCAGCAGCAGCACGCUGCAGCAACUCAUGCAGCUGCAGCAAAUCGUUGAAGGCAUCUAUACGCAGCAGCAGCACGCUGCAGCAACUCAUGCAGCUGCAGCAAAUCGUUGA